AUGGUACUCGCCGAUGGUCUUGGCAGUGUGCCCUUACCCGCCGCAGAGAACAUCAAGCUUUCUCUCAACGGUCGACCGGACUUACUUAUCAACACUCAUCCCACGACCCGGAAGCUGCUGCAGACGCACUGCGAUGGCGGCAAGCUCCACAUGCAUCAGAUGAAGGAUGGAAGUAUCCGGGCCAGUGGCGACUUCUCAGCUGGCAAUGUGGGUGAGGAUCCUGAAAAAAUGGCAGACGAGCUGUUCGCCACGCUCAAACCUAGCUUCAAGAAUGGAGAUGAUCCCGAAUUCGGCAAUUUCACCAUUGGCGUCUGGCCUGAUCCUGAGGAUCGAUAUCAGAUUUGGAUCAACUGA
This is a messenger RNA of Verticillium nonalfalfae, 354 nucleotides long. RefSeq lists its product as uncharacterized. Lineage: Eukaryota; Fungi; Ascomycota; Sordariomycetes; Glomerellales; Plectosphaerellaceae. Bases 1 to 354 code for a protein of 117 amino acids. The transcript has a single exon. The record is from RefSeq and is a predicted model, not a curated record.